Molecule: messenger RNA, 1635 nt
Organism: Haliotis rufescens (red abalone)
Lineage: Eukaryota; Metazoa; Mollusca; Gastropoda; Lepetellida; Haliotidae
Product: glutamyl-tRNA(Gln) amidotransferase subunit B, mitochondrial-like
Exons: 12
Coding region: 17-1603 (528 amino acids)
Biological process (GO): glutaminyl-tRNAGln biosynthesis via transamidation; mitochondrial translation
Molecular function (GO): glutaminyl-tRNA synthase (glutamine-hydrolyzing) activity
Source: RefSeq, a predicted model, not a curated record
UUUGAUCACUGCCAAUAUGGCGGCCUCCAUACGCUAUGUUCCGUGCAAGACGUGCGGGUUUCACAAGUCAUUUUCAAGAUACAAAUUUCACAGAUUCUACUCGAAAAAUGUCAGGCUGCAGUCUGGGUGGAAGAGCGUGGUGGGGCUGGAGAUACAUGCCCAGAUACAGUCCAACUCCAAGCUGUUCUCUGCCUCAGCUACAAAGUAUGGAAGUCCAAUCAACACACAAGUCUCCUUCUUUGAUGCUGCCCUACCUGGCACCCUGCCGGUGCUGAACCGGGAGUGUGUUGCAGCCGGUGUGCUCACAGCGCUGGCCCUCAACUGUCACAUCAACAGUGUGUCAAAGUUUGACAGGAAACACUACUUCUAUGCUGACCUGCCGGCAGGUUACCAGAUCACCCAGCAGCGGCAGCCCCUGGCAGUCGGGGGAGAGGUCUGCUACAUGACCGUCCACCCCAACAGGCAGUUGCCUCCGACACACAGGAAGGUCCGGCUCAUACAGCUGCAGCUGGAACAGGACAGUGGCAAGAGUCUCCACGACCCCGCAGGUCACAUCAGUCUCAUCGACCUCAACCGAGCAGGUGUUGGGCUGAUGGAGAUUGUGACAGAGCCAGACUUCACCGACGGAGAUGAUGCUGCAGCAUUUGUGAAGGAGCUCCAGUUGAUACUGCAGACCCUGGGGACCUGUGACGGCAAGAUGGCAGAGGGUUCGUUACGAGUCGAUGCCAACAUCUCUGUACACAAGCCUGGACAACCACUUGGGGUGAGGAGCGAGGUGAAGAAUAUCAACAGCACUAGGGGUGUCGCCAAGGCUAUAAACUUUGAAAUAAAACGUCACAUCAAAGAGCUAGAAGCUGGGCGUGAGAUUGUCAAUGAAACCAGGUCAUUUGACUCGCAUACUGGAAAGACGAUUGCCAUGAGAGAUAAAGAGAGACUGAUUGACUACCGCUUCAUGCCAGAGCCCAACCUGCCUCCCCUUCAUGUGUGCACGACCGUCACAGGCCAAGCCGGGCUGGAGGAUGCCCUUGUCAUAGACCAAAUACAGGCCUCCAUGCCCCAACUCCCCACUGAGACCCGCGCACGUCUACAGGAGCAAUAUGGCCUCUCUCUGUCUGUUGUCCUUACUCUCAUUAAUGAAAGGAUUGUGCCCUACUUUGAGACUGUGAUGAGGGAGAAGAAUAGAGAUGCCAAGUCUGUGGCCAACCUCCUGGUCAAUGAACUGCUCGGGCAGCUCAACUCACUCUCACUGACCUUCCCUGACAGCCCCAUUUCCACAGAACAGUUUGGAGAGUUGUACGAUAUGUUUCAGAGAAGAGAAGUGUCCUUUGACAUCGUUAGGAAGGUGUUGGCAGAGAUGUGUCUGAAUCCUGAUAGCACCCCUCGGGUGAUUGUGACAGCCAAUGACUGGUUCCAGAUACAGGCCGUGGACAGACUGGCACCUGCAUGUGAAGAAGCUGUGCACCAGCAUCCACGAUCUGUGGAGGAGUACAAGCGUGGGAACUAUAAGGCCAUCAGGAGAUUGGUGAACCACGUGCAGAGGAACAUGGAGCACCGCGCUGACCCUGUGGUAGUCAUACAAAUAUUGAAGAACUUGAUGGACUGAUGGAUUGUUACGUAAAUAAACUAUCAAUUCUA